Messenger RNA from Acaulospora morrowiae, 1762 nucleotides. NCBI's taxonomy places the organism in Eukaryota, Fungi, Glomeromycota, Glomeromycetes, Diversisporales, Acaulosporaceae. The record is from the annotation of a GenBank genome assembly.
AUGAUCCAUGAUCCUUUCUUUCCUCAACCUUUGAAUAAACUUGUCGUCGUCGAAAUACAUUUCUCUUCGUCUGAGGACGCAUUAAAAUACUUGAUGAGUGAUAACAUUUCUUUGAAAGAAAAGCUCGAAAACUCCUUGAUAACCAUCAUCCACUCAUCUCUUUAUGGUAAUAAAGAAAACAUGUCCCAAGUAAAAAGAAUCAACGAAGAAUGGGUAGAGAUUAUGAAUCCAUUCUCUAAAGAGCUCUUCUACGCAAAUCCUGACACUGGAGAGGCUUCAUGGGAUAAACCGCAGGACGCAAAUUUAACGCAAAGAGAUCCUAACGAAGAGUGGUGGGAAUUAUGGGACGAUAACCACAAAAUUACAUUUUACUAUCACGCCGCUACCGGUAAGACGGAGCGAGCCACACCAGAGACAGGACAUAUUAUAAAAUUGACUAAAGUUCAGAAAUCCUCAAUCGGAAAAGGAUUGAUAGCUUCUGUCCCACGAGCUUGGCCUGAUUUCGACUCCCAACAAGUGGAAACCCAUAACACCGACAUUAACAGUGCUCGAUCUUGGAAUGAGGGUGAUGUGUCGAACGUAAUUUCUUCGACGGAGACUAGAGGAUCUCCCGAAAGAGAAGACUACAUAUCAGCAGUGAGCACUCCUCUGGGCGAAAUCGAAACUUCUUCGAAAAAAGGAACCCGGAAAAAUAACAGGAAUGGUUGUUUCGUCGAUAGUGGUAAACUGUAUGUCAAAAGUGGCAGUGACUCAACUCAGUUUUCCCUUGAAUCGGUCACCAUCACAGAAAAUAUAAUAAAUACAAAGUCAUCGCGAGCCUCAAGGUCUGAAAGUGACUUGGCAAAGUUGAUUUCUGACGAAAUAAUCUUGAAUAAAUCCGAGUUUGGGUGUCGAAGUGAGGAAUAUGAUAGUGACAUAACGUGUAAUAACACGGCAUCUAUCUCGUCAAAACCACAAUCAUCACUCUACAUGUUAACACUAAUGAAAUCUGUCGCCAGGAGACCUUCAUCGAAUACUUUAAUAUCGCAUGGUUCGUCAAGUAGGCUUUCGCCUGCAGGUUCGCCAAAUGCUUCUACCGUGAAUCACGACUCACUUACUCGAGGGUCGUGGCCUAAUUUAGUCGACAGAAAAAAAGGCAAAACCAGAAUAAAUAAUCUUACCCGUUUUUAUAACAAGCGUACUAAUAGCACCCGUAAAAAGACAGAAGGGGAAACGCUCACCACGUCACGGGAACUAAAUGUUGGUGGAUCCUCGCCGAAGUACUUUAACAUACAUAGGGGAAUGUUCAGACGGAAGGUUUCUGUAGAGAGUAAGACACUAUUCCAGAAGAAAAAAAUCAAACAGCCGCUAAUUGCCUCGAAUCCACGAAUUAAAAGGGAUGCCAUCAAAAGUUUUAAAUCGAUACAACGAAUAAUGGGCGAUCGAACCAUGAAGAAAGGACCUCGUCGAAAUGUUAUAUCCACCACAACCCAUUAUUCUCGAUCCUCAUCUUCUGCACUGUCCUUGUCAUCAAUUAGAAUACUUGAGGAAACCCAGUGGUUGUUGAGUAAAGGAAUAACGAAUAAGGAGUUAAGAGAUGAGAUCUAUAUGCAAGUUUUAAAACAGCUGACCAAGAAUUCUAACAGCAACAGCAUAAAGAGAGGUUGGGAGUUAUUAUGCGUGCUUGUCAUAACAUUUCCACCUUCAAAAGAUUUCGAGAAACAAUUGAUGCAGUUUUUACAAGAACAAUUUAACAAACAAGAAAAUAAUGUGGACGUAUAUA